GACCGUCAAAGCUGUCAAUCAUGAUCAAGCUCUGUUCUUAUUGGGUGUAGGAAAAGACGAGCGUAACUCAAAUUGACGUCAUCACGCACAUAUCCGACCUGUCCUUGAAGCUAAACAGAGUCAAGAUGGUCGCAUACUGGAGACAAGCAGGCCUCAGCUACAUCCGCUUCUCAGCUAUCUGUGCCAGCGCGGUGCGAGCUGCGAUGAAGCCGCAGUUCCAGGUCGCUGCGUUGAAGGCCGCAGAGUCCAACGUUAAAGUGGUCAAACCCAAAACAGCAUGAUUUGGGACCGUGAUGUAGAUAGUUAUUCCUGGAGUUGUGAGGUCCUGUCACAGUCCUGUCCUGCACACCGUGGAGAAGGG
Molecule: messenger RNA, 361 nt
Organism: Sebastes umbrosus (honeycomb rockfish)
Lineage: Eukaryota; Metazoa; Chordata; Actinopteri; Perciformes; Sebastidae
Gene: atp5f1e
Product: ATP synthase F1 subunit epsilon
Exons: 3
Coding region: 126-281 (51 amino acids)
Biological process (GO): proton motive force-driven mitochondrial ATP synthesis
Cellular component (GO): mitochondrial inner membrane
Molecular function (GO): proton-transporting ATP synthase activity, rotational mechanism
Source: RefSeq, a predicted model, not a curated record